Messenger RNA from Raphanus sativus (radish), 1324 nucleotides. Its product is annotated as hydroxyacylglutathione hydrolase 2, mitochondrial. Gene Ontology annotation, molecular function: hydroxyacylglutathione hydrolase activity. The transcript is spliced from 8 exons. NCBI's taxonomy places the organism in Eukaryota, Viridiplantae, Streptophyta, Magnoliopsida, Brassicales, Brassicaceae. The coding region runs from base 172 to 1152 and encodes 326 amino acids. The record is from RefSeq and is a predicted model, not a curated record.
UCUCUGGUCUAAAAAGAACCUCGACACUAACUCUGUUCGGCUGUGUUUCUCUCUGACGCUCUUUCUCCGUCGAUUCAUCAAAGAAGAGAGAAUCUCCGGGAGACAAAGAGGAAGAGAGAGAUCCAUCUUACUCUAACAGAGAACUCUCUUCCUAGAUAGAACGAGAGAGAGAUGCAAACCAUCUCGAAAGCUUCGUCUGCUAUCUCCUUCUUUCGAUGCCCUUCGAAGCUAAGAAGUCAGCCAUGUGUGAGACAGCUUCACCUCAGAAAGGGUCUUGUAUGCAGAGUCAUGAAGUUUGUCUCUUCACCUCUUAGGACUCUCCGCGGUGCUAGUAAAUCUAUCCGUGUGUCCAAUUUCUGCAGUGUCUCCAACAUCUCCUCUUUACAAAUCGAACUGGUGCCUUGUCUUAAUGACAACUAUGCUUACGUUUUACAUGACGAGGAUUCUGGUACAGUCGGUGUGGUUGACCCUUCUGAAGCUGAACCUGUGAUAGAAUCGUUGCAGAGAAGUGGUCGAAACCUAACGUAUAUAUUGAAUACACAUCAUCAUUAUGAUCAUACUGGUGGCAACUUGGAAUUGAAAGACAGGUACGGUGCAAAGGUGAUUGGCUCAGCUGUAGACAGAGACCGCAUUCCUGGAAUCGAUAUAGCAUUGAAGGAUGGUGACAAAUGGAUGUUUGCUGGUCAUGAAGUCCAUGUUAUGGAUACUCCUGGCCAUACUAAAGGCCAUAUUAGUUUAUACUUUCCAGGAGCACAAGCUAUCUUCACUGGGGACACCUUGUUUAGCUUGUCAUGUGGUAAACUAUUUGAAGGUACACCUAAGCAUAUGCUUGCUUCUCUACAAAGGAUCGUUUCUUUACCAGAUGACACGAGCAUAUACUGUGGUCAUGAAUAUACACUGAGUAAUUCAAAGUUUGCCUUGUCUAUAGAGCCAAACAACGAAGCACUCCAGUCUUAUGCAGCUCAUGUUGCAGAACUCCGUCAAAAGAAACUACCUACGAUUCCGACAACAGUGAAAAUGGAGAAAGCUUGUAACCCAUUCCUCCGAAGUUCGAAUACAGAUAUUCGUCGGGCGUUAGGCAUUUCAGAGACUGCAGAUGAUGCAGAAGCUUUAGGAGUUAUCCGGAAAGCAAAGGAUAAUUUCAAAGGAUAAAUUACUUUUGAUGUAAACCUUUUACAGUAUUUUGGUACUCACCACAAUUAGUUUUUUUUUUCUUUAGAUUCUUCUCCAAAAUUUAUGAAUACAUAUAAAAAAUAAUUACCUUUUUAUGUUUCUUAUCUGUGACAUUUUAUGCUAAUUAGAAUAUUAGCUCUGCUUUACAACA